GGAGCCCCAUGUGCCUGUGUUUUGCAGCGGGCGCGGUCCCGCCCCUGACACGCAGCACAGGCGCGGCUCCGCUCCGGCUCCGGCUCCGGCUCCGGCUCGCUCGGGCUCGGCGCGGAAGGGGCGGCCCGGCGGCGGACAUGCCUCUGGCCAAAGACCUAGUGCAUCCCUCCUUAGAGGAUGAGAAGAGAAAGCACAAAAAGAAACGUCUGGUGCAGAGCCCAAACUCCUACUUUAUGGAUGUGAAAUGUCCAGGAUGCUACAAGAUCACCACUGUUUUCAGCCAUGCUCAGACAGUCGUUCUGUGUGUAGGGUGCUCCACUGUUCUGUGUCAGCCAACUGGAGGCAAAGCCAGGCUCACAGAAGGCUGUUCAUUUAGAAGAAAGCAACACUGAACCCUUCAGCAUGUGAUUUUUGGAUCUGUGUUCCGGAAAGCCUUACCAGUUUAAAAAUGCCUGUUACUACAACAAUGUAAUKAUGAUUGAUUUUGUACAAAUUACAUGCUACUGCUGAUUAAUCUGCUGGAAUCUCUUUUUCAAUAAAUGAUUUGAAGUGCAAGUUUUUCCUGUAAGUUAGCAGACAACUGAGCUCUAUUUUUAUAAUUUUGUGUUUAAACAGUAAAAAUCGUGGACUUUCAGCAUCCUUCCCCUUGUUGAUCAUAAACUACAGCAGUGUUAUGCAUGUAGUGACAGAAACUGCUUUAAGAAUGCAUUUUGUGURUUUUAUUACUGCAGCUACCCUAACUGCAAGGGUUGCAAAAAGCUAGGUAAGAUUUAAAAUGGCUCAUUUGCUUUCAGUGUUGCUGUAGUCCCUUCCCCAUCUUGGGCAACAUGGUGAUAAAUAAAAAUGUGAAGUUA
Malurus melanocephalus (red-backed fairy wren) is the source of this 854-nucleotide messenger RNA. RefSeq names its product ribosomal protein S27 like (gene RPS27L). Gene Ontology annotation, biological process: ribosomal small subunit assembly; translation. Gene Ontology annotation, molecular function: RNA binding; structural constituent of ribosome. NCBI's taxonomy places the organism in Eukaryota, Metazoa, Chordata, Aves, Passeriformes, Maluridae. The record is from RefSeq and is a predicted model, not a curated record. Gene Ontology annotation, cellular component: cytosolic small ribosomal subunit; ribosome.